Branchiostoma floridae (Florida lancelet) is the source of this 3100-nucleotide messenger RNA. Its product is annotated as gelsolin, cytoplasmic-like. The record is from RefSeq and is a predicted model, not a curated record. The transcript is spliced from 27 exons. Gene Ontology annotation, cellular component: cytoplasm; actin cytoskeleton. NCBI's taxonomy places the organism in Eukaryota, Metazoa, Chordata, Leptocardii, Amphioxiformes, Branchiostomatidae. Gene Ontology annotation, molecular function: phosphatidylinositol-4,5-bisphosphate binding; actin filament binding. The coding region runs from base 92 to 2389 and encodes 765 amino acids. Gene Ontology annotation, biological process: actin polymerization or depolymerization; actin filament severing; barbed-end actin filament capping.
CUCUCAUCUUUGCAAUGGACUGAGUUAAUUUUUCCGUCUCCCAUAGGCAGUAGUCCUUUUCCCCAGUGACAGCAAACGUUAGACUGCGAAGAUGGACCCAGCGUACGAGGGAGCCGGUCAGGCUGCCGGCAUGGAGAUCUGGCGUGUGGAGAAAUUUGAGGUUGUGAAACGUGAUCCGGCUACACACGGGCAGUUCCACGAGGGAGACUCCUACAUCGUUCUCAAGACCACAGAAGCACCGGGAGGAGGGGAGCUGUCGUGGGAUAUCCACUUUUGGCUUGGAACGGAGACCUCACAGGAUGAAGCUGGUGUGGCCGCCAUCAAGACCGUGGAACUCGACGACGUGCUCGGAGGCGUCCCCGUGCAGUACAGAGAGGUGCAAGACCACGAGUCCAAAAAGUUUCUGUCAUACUUCAAGAAAGGCAUUAAAUACCUCCCUGGUGGAGUGGCGACGGGCUUCCGCCAUGUUGAGGAGGACGAGUACGAGACACGCCUCUUACAGGUUAAGGGUAAGAGGAACGUGAAGGUCAGGCAGGUUGGUCUGGGGAAAGAAUCCCUGAACCUUGGAGAUGUCUUCAUCCUGGAUGCCGGUUUGGAACUGUACUGUUGGAACGGGUCACAGAGUAACAUGUUCGAAAGGCUCAAGGGCAUGCAGGUGGCCAAGAAGAUCAGGGAUGAAGAGAGAAGCGGAAAAGCCAAGGUCAUCAUUGUCGAUGGAGACCACUGCCAGAGUGACAGACACUUCUUCGAGAAGCUUGGUGCGGAGCCAGGAGACGUCCCGGAGGAAGGUGCGGUGCCGUCAGAAGUCGACGCGGCGCACGAGAGGAAGGCCGACCAUGAGGUCAAACUGUACAAAGUGUCCGAUGCCAGUGGAGACUUAGAGGUCACGGAAGUAGCUGGCAAACCUCUGAAGAAGGAUCACUUGGAUACAAACGAUUGCUUUAUUCUGGACGGCGGACCAAGUGGCAUCUUCGUAUGGACUGGCAUCCACUGCAGUUCGGAUGAGAAGAAAACUGCCAUGAAGAAGGCUGUGGGCUUCCUAAGCCAGAAGGGCUAUCCGAACUGGACCCAAGUGACCCGGGUUGUCGAGAACGGAGAAACUCCUCUAUUCAAGCAGUAUUUCUCCGAGUGGCCGGAGAGGUAUGCUCAGGUCGGGCUGGGGAACGUCUAUACAGUCGGUACCAUUGCAAAGAUCGAUCCUAACGAACCCUUCGACGCCAGUACCCUUCAUGCCAUUGCCGAGAAGGAAGCCGCCAGAAUGCCUGAUGACGCUUCCGGUGACGUUAAGAUCUAUCGGGUGGAGGACAUGGACAAAGUGGAGAUUGACGAAGCCCAACAUGGCAUCUUCUUUGGAGGGGACAGCUACGUCAUUCAGUACGACAACCCUGGAGCAAACGUCAAGAUAGUGUACUUUUGGCAGGGCUUGCGCAGCAGCACAGAUGAGAAGGGAGCCUCGGCCCUGCUCGCCAAACAAAUUGAUGAGGAAGAAUUUGGCGGCAGCGCGACGCAGAUCCGUGUUGUGCAAGGCAAAGAACCGGAACAUUUCCUCCGUAUCUUUAAGGGAAAGAUGAUCACAUUCUCGGGCGGAAAAGGCAGCGGCUUCAAGAACCUCCGUGAGCACGACUCGUACGACGCUGACGGCACCCGCCUGUUCCAGGUCAAGGGAACAUCCGAGGUCAACACUCGGGCAGUGCAGGUCACAGAGGAAGCAGCUUCGCUGAACUCAAGCGAUGUCUUCGUUCUGGAGACGCGUGGGCACACCUACCUGUGGUUUGGAAAGGGUAGUCUCCCGAUUGAGCAACAGUUCGCAAAGAACAUCGCUACCACUGUAUCACCGGGAAGACUUCAGAAGCAGGUGCCAAAACGGAGCUAUGGAAGAUGGGCAAAGGAGAAGCAAAGACCAAGGCUGCGUGAGCCCGUAGAGGUGGCAGAAGGCAGCGAGCCUGAUGAAUUCUGGGAAGCCCUCGGUGGGAAGGGAGAGUACGGGUCGGACCGUAUGCUGGCAGGUGUUAUUUCCAAACCAGCAAGACUCUUCCAGUGUUCCAAUGCUACCGGACGCUUCCUGGUGGAAGAGAUUGUCGACUUUGCUCAAGAUGACCUUGCCCCAGAUGACGUCAUGCUGCUGGAUGCUUUUGACACGAUCUUUCUUUGGAUCGGUAGCGGAGCUAACGACACCGAAAAGGAAAGGACACUGCAGACGGCAGGGGAGUACGUGGAGACUGACCCCACCGGCCGCACCCCUGAUGACGUAGUCGUCAUCCAGGUCAAGCAGGGAUCCGAGCCGCCCAACUUCACUGCGCACUUCCUCGGCUUCGACCCGGGCAUGUGGGAGGCUACAAACUUCGACUCUAUGAGAGCUGAGAUUGAGGGUAGCAACCCAGAGGAGUAGGCCAGGAGAAAAACUUUUGCGCCAAGAAACGUAUGGGUGCAGUCUUAGAUGCUUUGUUGGUGACGCUGAAGUCGGCUGUGUAUACGAGUAUUAUUUGUUGUUGCAUGCUAAGUUAGUUGAAAGCAUAUCGCCACGUGUAUCAUUCCUUAUAUAGUCAUACUCCAAAAUAUGCUGUUGCAGAUUUAAGAUAUCCCACAAUCCUAUAACUGCGAUUAUUUUAGUACCAGUAUGGCUUAGACGUCUAUAGUGAGCACUUGCGUAUUUAUUCUUACUCUUUGUUAUCAGCCGAUGAUCGAGACAGCUUCAAGUGCGUAAAUGCAGUUGUAAUGCAUUGUGCUCAAUGGUUAAAGUUUAGGACACUGGCUGACACAAACCGUUCUUUAUUCCAGGAACCGCCAACUUUAGCUUUUGACCGCAAUGCAUCACGACUGCAAAUUCAGAACUGCGAAAUGACUUAUUAGGUGAAGUUAAGAAAACAUCGAUUGAUUGAUCUAUAUGGAAACAUUUAGUUCUAGUAAAGAAAUCGUACGUCUUUGUUGGGACGAUAAAGGUACUUCUGACAAGGCAAAGUCCUAAUGAGUAGUAAUGUGUAGUGAUUAUGUGCAGCAAAUAUGGGACGACAAAGCUACUGUUGGCACCUCAAUGACAUGGUUAAGCGGUUAGUUUUUUUAUCAGUAAAAUAUACGCAAGGUGUUGCAGUUAAAGGACAAA